AUGUCCGACGAAGAGGAUAUAAUGGCGAUAGCGCCCAUCGAUUCUGAGACGACUUGUCCCAUUUGCUAUGCUGAGUUCUUGGAGCCCGAUGACUUGAGAUUGCACGCAAAUCAGGACACAAAAUCGUUAAGAAACCAUGAGAAAAAGCAUUGCACAAGAGGACAGAAGGAUGUCUACAGUUGUUCGCAGUGUUACUAUGUAUGCCAGAGCUUGCUCGACUUAGAAAAGCAUGAAUUUGAGAAACAUAAUAAUGAUGAUGAUGGGGUAUGUUUAAACGACUGUUUCCCUCAUCUGUCGUCGUAUUUGAACGUGAAAGCGUCCGCGUUUCUGCAGUCCUACGGUAAAAAAGCUGCCGACAAGAAGUCUGAGAAUCCAUUCCAGCCGAAAAGUCUCUUUACUGAUGAAAUUGAGAAAUACAAAAACAAUGAAAGCACUGAGGCAGGUAAUCAGACCGAUACACAGACAGAGGCUCAGACAGAUGCAGAAGAUGCUGCUAAAGAUUCCCAAAGAAAACCACUUAAAAUCAGAUAUAAAGAACAGAAAAAAUCGAACGGAUCCAAUAUUCUUGAUUUGUCAGAUAAAUCAGACGAUGAUCAAACAGAAUCCGGAGUUAUCCUGGUAAAGCAUGCACGCAAACAUAAGCAAGUAAAAAAGAAAGGCAUUAAAAGCAGACUAGGAAAGAGGAAGAUUGAUUCUGACAUGUCAGAAGACGUACCAUUGAGUAAACUUAAAAGACGAUACAAAAAGAACACUAAUUCAAUACAAGUGAAACCCAAAAAGUUUAUAUGCGGUGUUUGUAACAGAAAUUGUUACACAUUUCAAAAUUACAAUCACCAUAUGAGUUUGCACAAUGACAGUGAAAUUAAGAAAUGUAUAAAGUGCUCAGAGACAUUUACUUCGCAAGCUGCGUUUAAAAAACAUAUAUCUAAAGCGCACGCGACAUCAAAACUGACGGAAACACUUAAGAAUUUACUUGAAAGAAGAAAACUGGGUAUAAAUGGUGCUCCAGAUCCGACAACACCAGAAAAAUUCAGGAAAACUAUUAAAAAAGUAAAAGAGAUCGCUGAAUCCGCUACCGUAACUAUUAAACAAGUCAAUGACAUGUCUGUCAAGAAAUUUAUUGAGAAUUUCACUCCUGAGGAGACAACAUCAAAUAAACCCAAGAAAGCUAUUGAAGUCAAUGCUGCUGUGUCAGUUACACCAACUACUCGAGCUUUGAAGCCACCGGUGAUAAAGAUGACUAAGUUUAACCCGAAACCUAUUCCGUCGACGUUAAAACUUAAAAUGCCUGUGCGUUUUAAGAACGUUUCUGCAGAAAAAUACAAGGUUAACGUUAAAUUGAUUCAAUCACCUAUUGAAGAACAGAAUGAUGAAUCUAAUGACAAUGGCAAUGAGCCUAUACAAUACGAUGAUGGCGGCGAUAAGGUCGGAGUACCAGAGGUGGCUGAGGAAGUUAUGCUGGAGGAAGCGCCGCAGGAAGCCAAACGCACGCAACAUAAAAUAGUAAUACCAAAACUACCACCAGACUAUUCCGCGAAGGACAUAAGAAUAGCGCAUCUUCUACCUGAAGCGCCAUUUUACAAAAUAGUAAGAAUGGAGGACAUGAUAGACGGUAAGAGCGAAGGUCAAAGUUCCAAGAAGGGCCCUGCGGAUAUAGCUAAGCACAUAUCUUCAAAACUAACGCUGCCUAGCGGCACAAAAUUAGUUAACGUAAAUCCCUUAGCGCAUCUUAUUGGCGACAAACCUCUCGAUGAAAUCGUUGGCAAACAGAAACGAAAUUAUAAAUCAAAGACUGGCAACUUUCGGGAGGCCGUUGCGAAAGCCAUGUCUAAGCUGGAACAGGAAAGUAAACAGCGGCUGGCUAGGAAGGAAAAGUAG
Pectinophora gossypiella (pink bollworm) is the source of this 1878-nucleotide messenger RNA. RefSeq lists its product as uncharacterized. The transcript is spliced from 3 exons. Lineage: Eukaryota; Metazoa; Arthropoda; Insecta; Lepidoptera; Gelechiidae. The record is from RefSeq and is a predicted model, not a curated record. Bases 1 to 1878 code for a protein of 625 amino acids.